AUGCUCAGUAGCGGCUUGGCCGCACGCCUCCUCCUCUUGGUCGGCCAGGGCUGGAUGACCACCGUGGCCGCGCAGACAAUCAACGUUCCCGAGCAACAGGAUGUGACGCUCUCCACACCGACGCAGCCGCUCAAUGUCUCCAUCCCCAACAACUCGCCUCUCCUCACCUACCGCCCCAAUGUCACCUCCGGAACUCCGGACCUCGCGUGGAACAUCACAUGGUCGGAAAGCCCAUGGCCCAAGUGGCAGGAGGGAGCCCUGGGCACCGGUCGCUCCGCGCAUGUGACAUACAACAAGACGGCGUACGUUUACUUCUCCUUUGUCGGAACGCAGAUCCACUACAACGGCAAGUGCCCCGGCUGCAAUCUGACGCUGUUCAUCGACAAGGACUCCCACUUCGGCCUUACAAAUGAUCUCGGCGAAGAGGGCGGCAUCGUCGCCAGUUCUCCAGCGAUGCCCUUCGGGCUGCACACGGCAUCGCUCGCAAUCGUGAACGGCACAAUGGAGCUCUCCAACAUCAUCUACACGACAGAGUUGCCGACAUACAACGACGUCGCGAACGAGACGGAGACGGCCGAGGUUGUUGGCACGGUCACGAAUGCGAACGGCGUCGAGGCGAACAACAACGACAUCCAGAGCAGCGAGGCGGGCGGCCGCGUGUGGGAGACGAAGCAGACCCUCGGCCUCGAGAACGUGACGAGCACGCCGUACCCGCGCAUCUGGACGGACUCCAUCAACGGGUACGCCUAUUUCUCGACCCCGACGGGAGCCAGCAUGGUCACGCUCUAUGGCUCGAUGGACUACGACCACGGGCCGUACACGAUCGAGGUCACGCCGACGCCGCCCGGCCAGGUCCGCGGUGCGCUCCGGUACGACGGCUACUCGCCGUGGGCGACCAAGGACGCAGUGCUCUUCAGCACGAUCCUGGACCCGAAGCGCCAGUACACCGUCCGCAUGGUUAACAUGGACGCGGGCAAGAAGUUUGAUUUCUCGCACGCCGCGUUCUACGUCACGAACACGACCGACCCGAACCCGGGAGGUUCAGGUGGCGGAGCAUCCGACAACUCAAACUCGGGUGGCAAGGGCGACGGCGGGCUCAGCGGCGGCGCGAUCGCAGGCAUCGUCGUCGGCUCGGUUGUCGGCGGUGCGCUCCUGAUUCUGCUCGCCUGGUUCCUGUUCCGGCACCGGAGUGGGCGCGACCGCGCCGUUCUCGACGACAUUGACGACAUCCACGACGCACGCGGAGCAGCGGACAAGGCCGAAAUCUCACCCUUCAUCAUGCCGGGCGUCAACGCCGAGCCGAAGGAGGGAACAACGGCGGCGAACGCCCAGCAGCGUCAGGCACCCGGCGCACUGAACGCAUCGGACGAGUCGGUUGCCUACAUCGCUGAAGAGGACGCGGGUCCUGCACCCGGGUACGAGCGCGAGCGCGUGCAGCGUGUGCCGCCUAGCUACGACCCAAGAUGGUCCGAGCAGGUGCCCGUCUUCGACGAACCUGAGCAUGAUCUUCAGGGCUCCCCGGAGGAGUACGACGGCGACGACUACCUCCAGGCUGCUGCCGCGGGAGCACCGCCGAGCAGCGGUCGGCUAUCCAGCGACGGCAGCCAUAGCCAGGCCCUCAGCGACGAGAAGCGGCGCAAGUCGAGCACGCCGACGGCGGCGUCCCAGCGUCGUCAGAGCAGCACGCUCACGACAUCGUCGAUGCCGAGCGAGAAGCGGCGGCACAGCAGCCGCGCCUCGGACAUGAGCGACCGGCGCACGAGCGACACGCCGAGCACUGUCCGCCGCAGCCGGAGCACGGCCAAGCCGCCCCUCGUGCUCGCCGAGAUGCAGCGUGCAAUGAGCGGGGACAAGGACGGCACCCCCGGCUUCUACCCCGACCGAAAACUGAGCGACAACACAGAGGACGAGGAACAGCACGCACCUGCCCAGCGCAAGGGGAGCACGUACAAGCCCCCGCUCAUGCUCCAGUCCAUGUUCAAGGUGAGCGAGGAGGGCCUCAACCUCCCCGAGGAGCCGCCGCAGAUCGAUCCGCUCGAUGCGUCGGGAAAGCCGCCCAGCCCCGUCCCGGAAGCGCCCAGCGCCGAAGGCCACGAGAAGUGA
Molecule: messenger RNA, 2103 nt
Organism: Trichosporon asahii var. asahii CBS 2479
Lineage: Eukaryota; Fungi; Basidiomycota; Tremellomycetes; Trichosporonales; Trichosporonaceae
Exons: 1
Coding region: 1-2103 (700 amino acids)
Source: RefSeq, a predicted model, not a curated record